Amphiprion ocellaris (clown anemonefish) is the source of this 955-nucleotide messenger RNA. RefSeq names its product Rieske (Fe-S) domain containing (gene rfesd). The record is from RefSeq and is a predicted model, not a curated record. The transcript has 4 exons. Lineage: Eukaryota; Metazoa; Chordata; Actinopteri; Pomacentridae. The coding region runs from base 158 to 676 and encodes 172 amino acids. Gene Ontology annotation, molecular function: 2 iron, 2 sulfur cluster binding.
AGAAAUGUACCGAGUGGGGCUAACUGAAGACAGCUUGUAUCAGAAGAUAAAAAAGAUAGGCCCCCCUUCCCACGCAGCCCUGAGCUGUCGGCAGAACAUUUGAUCAGCUUGAAGGAGGAGACGCAGCUGCUGAGUUUUACGAGCACUUCACAGAGCCAUGGAGGAGAACGAGCAACCGACAGGAGGGCCGUAUUUUGUGGGCAAGAAGGAUGAACUGAUUGAGGCAAAGCGCUCCUUCAGAACACUAGAGGACCGGGAUAUAGUCAUUAUCCACCAUCAGGGAGUCUUCUACGCUCUGGACUCUUACUGUUAUCAUGCUGGGGGAUUGCUGCAGAAUGGAGACAUUGAGGAGCUUAAUGGCAGGCUGUGCAUAAUUUGUCCGAAGCACAAGUACAAGAUCACGUUAGCCGAAGGGGAGAGCUUGUACAAGGCCAACGACCCCCAGGAGCCGCAGCCUGUUCCCAGAUGGUACUCGAAGGGCAUGAAGCAGCGGACGCACACAGUCACAGAGAUCAACGGGGAAGUCUUUGUCAAGCUCUCCAAGGACCAGGGCUGGCUGGAGUCAGACUUCUUCCAGGGAGAAAAAGGCAAGCUGGAAAGAGCAAAAGUAGAGGCAUCUGAACAGAAAGAAAAAGAAAAGAAAAAAGAGAAGAAAAAGCUUGAGAGCAACAAAUGAGGACUGGAUCUCAGUUGUCAUUGUUUGUCUCUCUGUUCUGCUCUAAAUGACUGUAUGUACAGGAUGUUGGCUGUUAGAUGACAUCCACACAGUGCUCCGUUUCAAGUAAACUUGGGCAGGAAUGGCCUCAAAAUGGGUCUUGUUUUUAAUGAGUGUGGGAGCAUUUAUAAUUUUAAAUUGCAUGGCCCAGAGCUUAUGUAAAAUGUUUUACUUCAAAGCAUGCCACUUUGCCAUUUUAUGUUUGUGUCUUCUUCAUUAAAUAAAUAUUUCUUUCAAUUA